UUUUUCUCAAGAGGGUCAGAUACUCAAUUACUUAUUAUUCUUUUUUUACAUCAGUAUCUAUAAAAACAUUUGAAUAACACGUUAAGGACUGAAAAAAUGUCAAAACUCUUAAUUUUUGUUACCUGCUUGGUGGUGGUUUUUGCAGACGACUUACCAACCAACUACGAGUAUUACACGUCAGGUGGUAUAUUAACAGGGUUAAGCGCUGACCAACCAUAUUUCCAACUCAAUGGAAAAAAUAUCACCAUUAUUAGUGGGGCUUUUCACUAUUUUCGGGUGCAUCCGAUGUACUGGAGGGAUCGUUUGAGGAAAAUUAGGGCAGCCGGGUUGAACACCGUCGAAACUUACGUACCGUGGAAUCUGCACGAACCAUAUUAUGGGGUGUACGACUUUGGUAGCGGAGGGUCGGAUUUUGAGGAAUUCUUGGACGUGGCCAAGUUCGUCAAAAUGGCCCAAGAGGAGGAUUUAUUUGUGCUUUUAAGGCCUGGCCCGUAUAUAUGUUCGGAGUGGGAGUUUGGCGGCUUACCAUCCUGGCUUCUGGGUAUUCCCAAUUUGAAGCUUCGCACCAAUGAUGUCGUCUACCUUAAACACGUUGCCCAGUACUUCCAUGCUCUAUUUACUAUAAUUGCUCCGUUGCAAUUUACAAAUGGCGGACCGAUUAUCGCGUUUCAAGUAGAAAACGAGUAUGGCAACACGUGGAAUCACGACCCGGAUUAUUUGAGGUCUUUGGUGCAAAUUUUUAGAAAUAAUGACAUUAACGAGCUGCUUUAUACGUCUGAUCCUUUACUGGAUGUGGGUGAUCAGGGAGCCUUGCCAGGAGAACUCUUGAUUACCGCGAAUUUUAAUAAGAACGCUAGUGGCAACUUGAAUAAGCUGAACGAGCUGCAGAGCAAUAAAUCUUCAAUGGCUAUGGAGUAUUGGUCAGGUUGGUUUGACCACAUAACCGAAAACCAUACCGACAAUUUGGUGCCAGUGGAAAGAUACAAGUCAGUACUUGAAGAUAUCCUGAAAUAUCCUGCCUCUGUUAACAUUUAUAUGUUCAUAGGCAGUACCAACUGGGGCUUUACUAAUGGCGCUGGAGAUGGCACUUACGGACUAAAUAAUUCGGGGUUAUCUCCAAGUGUCACCAGUUAUGACUAUGAUGGUCCUGUCACUGAACAAGGACAACUGACAGCUAAAUAUAAUGCAACUGUGGAGCUGAUAAGUAAAUAUGUGACUGUGAAAACGAGAUUGCCAGAGGUACCCGAGACUCCUGAGGCUGUAGUUUAUGAUGACGUAAAAAUCCAGGAACAAAUACUUCUAUCCGAAAUAAUCGAUUCUUUCCCAAAUAAAAUAAAAAGCCCCAGUGUGAUGCCAAUGGAGCAGUUAAGCAUCAACCCCAACAAUUCCGGUCAGAAUUUCGGUUAUAUUGUUUACAGAAAAACCCACUUGAAUUUGCUUCCGAAUGCCUUAUUGAAAAUAAACGGUUAUGUUAGGGAUCACGUGUUGGUGCUGCUUAAUGGAAAACUCGUAAACUCCAUGCUGACCAAACUAAAUGAUCUAGAUGGAUUCGGCUACUGGAGAUUAUUGGACUCGACGAUAACUCUUACCAAAGAACCCUUGAUCAAUGCAACUUUGGACCUUAUAGUGGAAAAUAUGUCUCGCAACAACUUCGGACUGAUCAAUCAAUUCCAACAGUUUAAGGGCCUUAUAGAUGAUGUCUACAUUGACAACAAUACCGUAUACAACUGGGAAAUCAUACCGUUGGAAUUCAAAAAAUCCUGGAAUAAAAACCUUACCGGCUGGCAUAAUGUUAAAGAUUCCUCUUUUGGACCAGCAUUAUAUCGAGUGAGUUUUAAUGCAUCAAGUCCCUUAAGAGAUACCUACAUUAACGUCCAAGAUUGGAACAUGGGUAUUGCCAUAAUAAAUGGGUUUGUUUUGGGGAGGAUUUUCUCAGUUGGGCCCCAGCAAGCUCUUUAUUUACCUGCAGGUCUCUUAGAGGAAGGAGUCAAUGAGAUUAUUAUUUUUGAGCAUUUUAUGGCACCGGAGUACCUGAAGUUUUCUAAGGAACACAUUUGGGGAUACGGAAGUAACAUUCAGGCUUAAGGAAAUAAAAAGCGGUUUUUGAAUGAG
Molecule: messenger RNA, 2112 nt
Organism: Anthonomus grandis grandis
Lineage: Eukaryota; Metazoa; Arthropoda; Insecta; Coleoptera; Curculionidae
Product: beta-galactosidase-1-like protein 2
Exons: 11
Coding region: 97-2085 (662 amino acids)
Biological process (GO): carbohydrate metabolic process
Cellular component (GO): vacuole
Molecular function (GO): beta-galactosidase activity
Source: RefSeq, a predicted model, not a curated record